This is a messenger RNA of Dictyostelium discoideum AX4, 123 nucleotides long. RefSeq lists its product as hypothetical. The transcript has a single exon. The record is from RefSeq and is a predicted model, not a curated record. Bases 1 to 123 code for a protein of 40 amino acids. Lineage: Eukaryota; Evosea; Eumycetozoa; Dictyosteliales; Dictyosteliaceae.
AUGGUUAUUAUUACAACUACAACUACUACAGCAACAGCAACAACUACAACAGCGACUACAGCAACAACAACAGCGACAACAACAACAGCGACAGAUUAUUUAACUUCACAAACUCUAUUUUAA